Molecule: messenger RNA, 3805 nt
Organism: Mastomys coucha (southern multimammate mouse)
Lineage: Eukaryota; Metazoa; Chordata; Mammalia; Rodentia; Muridae
Gene: Chdh
Product: choline dehydrogenase
Exons: 10
Coding region: 598-2397 (599 amino acids)
Cellular component (GO): mitochondrial inner membrane
Molecular function (GO): flavin adenine dinucleotide binding; choline dehydrogenase activity
Source: RefSeq, a predicted model, not a curated record
GCGAACGACUCGGGCCGGGAAGGACAGAAGCUCCAGCGGGCGUGGUACGUGUCGAGCCCCGCGCACAGGUGUGCGUCGCAGGCCAGGUGGGGCGAUCGCGCCGGUGCCUGGAGCCCGACGGAGCAGCCCGGCCCGGCCCGACCCGAGGGAAGCACGCGACACUACGGGGCCGCCAGUUAAAGCACAGCGGGCGAGGAUCCGCGGCCACUGCCGCUCCUGGCUCCUGUCCUUCGGCUACCGACCCGUCCCGGCCCAGGUACGAAGCUGUCCCGGAUUCCGCCUGAGAACUUUGUCCCAUGGGGCUGAGGAACCCGGCAGAUGUUUAGAUGGCAAUCAGUCUUCAGUUUUGAAAAACAACGUGUGGGGCUGUUCAGAGCAAGUAGAGGGGCACUCCCUCUCAGCCCAGCGAGUCGCAACUGAUUGCCAACAACGUGUUCAUGCAACAGGGUCUCACUACGUCCAGCCUGGAAUUUGCUGUGUGAGCAAGACCAACUUUGAGUCCCCGGAGAUCUACCUGCCUCUGCCUCAAAAGUACUGGGAUUAAAAGAAGAGACUCUUCCAACUCCCGUCAGUGGAUAAAGGAACUUGGCUGGAAGCAUGUGGCAGGUCCUAAGAAGAUGGAGGAAAGGAUGUUGGAGCCCACAUGGAGCCCUGGCAUGGGCUGUGCGGGGCCAGCCUCACCCCCCUUGCAGCCGUGCUGUUGCUAGUGCAUCCUCUGUGGGCGAGGAUGAGUACACCUUUGUGGUGGUAGGCGCAGGCUCUGCUGGUUGUGUGCUGGCUAGUCGGCUCACUGAGGACCCGAAUCAUCGGGUGCUGCUGCUGGAGGCAGGGCCCAAGGACUUGUUAAUGGGGAGCAAGCGACUUCAGUGGAAGAUCCACAUGCCGGCUGCCCUUGUGGCCAACCUGUGCGACGACAAGUACAACUGGUACUAUCACACUAAGCCGCAACCCUACAUGGAUGACCGCAUACUGUACUGGCCACGAGGCCGGGUCUGGGGCGGCUCCUCAUCCCUCAACGCCAUGGUCUACAUCCGAGGACACGCCGAGGACUAUAACCGCUGGCACUGUGAAGGUGCAGAGGGUUGGGACUAUGCGCACUGCCUGCCCUAUUUCCGCAAGGCGCAGAGACAUGAGCUGGGUGCCAAUAUGUACCGCGGUGGGGAUGGCCCACUGCAUGUAUCUCGGGGCAAGACCAACCAUCCGCUUCACCAGGCCUUCCUGCAGGCAACACAUCAGGCUGGCUACCCCUUCACUGAAGACAUGAAUGGCUUCCAACAGGAGGGCUUCGGCUGGAUGGACAUGACCAUCCACCAAGGGAAGCGCUGGAGCGCAGCCUGUGCCUACUUGCACCCAGCGCUGAGCCGCCCCAACCUCAGGGCCGAGGUCCAGACACUUGUAAGCAGAGUGCUGUUUGAGGGCACCCGUGCAGUGGGUGUGGAGUACAUCAAGAACGGCCAGAGCCACAAGGUUUAUGUCAGCAGGGAGGUGAUCCUGAGCGGGGGCGCCAUCAACUCUCCGCAGCUACUCAUGCUCUCUGGUGUUGGCAAUGCAGAUGACCUCAGGAAACUGGGCAUCCCUGUGGUGUGCCAUCUGCCUGGAGUCGGUCAAAACCUGCAAGACCACCUGGAGAUCUACAUUCAGCAUGCAUGCACACAGCCCAUCACCCUCCACUCUGCCCAGAAGCCUCUGCGGAAGGUCUGCAUCGGUCUGGAGUGGCUCUGGAGGUUCACAGGGGAUGGAGCCACAGCCCAUCUUGAGACCGGAGGGUUCAUCCGCAGCCGGCCUGGGGUCCCCCAUCCAGACAUCCAGUUCCACUUCCUGCCAUCACAAGUGAUUGACCAUGGGCGGGAACCCACCCAGCAGGAAGCUUACCAGGUACAUGUGGGAACCAUGAGGGCCACAAGUGUGGGCUGGCUGAAACUGAGAAGCACCAACCCUCGGGACCACCCUGUGAUCCAUCCCAACUACCUGUCAACAGAAACAGACGUUGAGGACUUUCGUCAGUGUGUGAGGCUGACACGAGAGAUUUUUGCACAGGAAGCCUUGGCUCCCUUUCGGGGAAAAGAGCUGCAGCCCGGAAGCCAUGUCCAAUCAGACCAAGAGAUAGAUGCCUUUGUGCGGGCGAAAGCUGACAGUGCUUACCACCCCUCCUGCACCUGUAAGAUGGGCCAGCCCUCUGACCCCGCCGCAGUGGUUGACCUGCAAACCAGGGUCAUUGGGGUGGAAAACCUCAGAGUCGUGGAUGCCUCCAUCAUGCCCAGCAUAGUCAGCGGCAACCUGAAUGCUCCCACGAUAAUGAUUGCAGAGAAAGCAGCUGACAUCAUUAAGGGAUACCCUACACUCUGGGACAAGAAUGUUCCUGUCUACAAGCCCCAGACUCUGGACACCCAGCGCUAAGACAGACAGCCAUUGCCUGAGGAUGACAGAGGAACUCAUGCCAAGCUGAGAGAUCCAGCAAGUACAGCCCUGCCUUAGAUAUUUCUGAAACGGUGUAGAAACUUGGGACCCAGCUAGCCCUACUCGUGGCUCAGACCUUCAUGGUAUCUGAGGAAAUGAGGUCAUGGUAGCCAGAGAGAGGCAAGUCCCCUUUCCCAGUGUCUCUCUAAGGGCCCUCUACAAAAAGGCUAGCAAGCCUUCCUCCUGACCUCCUGGGGUUAGCAGUUGGGGUAGCUACCUCCUUGCCAUGGUUUUCUCUUAUGGUAUCCAGCCAUCUCCAGCUCCCAGCUCUGCUCCCAGCACUGGGAUGAUCCUUUCCCUGGUCUCCCCACCCGAGGCCAUUUCUGCAAAGUCAGGGUGGUUCAACUAGACUGGGCUCUCCAAGGAAGCUUUAGCUGAAGCCUAAGAGGCCAGCAGCAGCUCAGCCAGGCUGCUUACCUGAGCUCAUGUCCCCGAUUAGAGGGAGAGGCAGCGGCUGGAGGACACCUCAUCCCGGUCUGCACUUCUCUCCUGCCCUGAUCUGAAGAGGGAGGUGCAGGGAUGAGGGCUCAGGUGCCCGCACAACUCAUGCCGACCUCUCUGGUUCUCAUCUUACGAAACGGUCCAGAUGAGAGGCUUUGCAGGACAUUGAUCGAGAAAAGGCCAUUUUGGCCUUGUUGCCAAAGAUUUCAUUGUUUAUAACUCUUACCACACAAACGUUCAGGAAUAUAUUGAGUCAGUCCCACAGGCCAGUCACUACCUCAUGCCAAGGACAUGAGCCUACAAGGACCUCUCAUGGUGGCCCUGGAAGUGGCCCAGGCACCAGAGCUACUUCUGCAGACAGGGGCUGACUGUUUCUUAUUCUCUAGACAAGGGAACAGAGGGCAUGGCACCGAGGCUGAUGGAGAACAGCAAAGGACUUUGGUGAGAAAGAUGAACCAGCCAGCCUGAGUCUUGGGCCAGGGGAGCGGAUACCAGCAGCAUUUAUAAGAGCUCUUUGAUCUGGAAAUUCCUCAUUCCUCAGCAUUUCCCUGUAAUUGGUAACUUAGUUUUGAACCAAGAUGCCUCAUCCUGACUGUUCUUACAAGAGAAUGAGGACCAACCACAUUUAGUUUUUCUGAAGAUGUCCAAAGCCAUCAUCUGUAGUGGGGAAAAAAAGGGACCAUUGUAGAGAAAUCACAUUGCUGAACGAAGAAGGGAGGGGGAACUAUCAGGAUUCCAGGCUCCCCUAGGAUUGACUGGCAUGAGCUGCCUUCUGGACUUUUGAGUCCAGAUAGCUGCAUCUGAGAGGACCCUUCAAAGGGUUCAAGACAAAUUAUAAACCAUCGCUUUUACUUUGAAAACCAGGCCGCUCUUGUUUCAUCUUACCUGCUUCUUGCCCUUUUUGUUU